This is a messenger RNA of Hippopotamus amphibius kiboko, 3646 nucleotides long. RefSeq names its product tripartite motif containing 39 (gene TRIM39). The coding region runs from base 456 to 1922 and encodes 488 amino acids. Gene Ontology annotation, molecular function: protein binding; zinc ion binding. NCBI's taxonomy places the organism in Eukaryota, Metazoa, Chordata, Mammalia, Artiodactyla, Hippopotamidae. Gene Ontology annotation, biological process: protein stabilization; negative regulation of proteasomal ubiquitin-dependent protein catabolic process; positive regulation of apoptotic signaling pathway. The transcript is spliced from 8 exons. The record is from RefSeq and is a predicted model, not a curated record.
CGCGCAUGCGCGGCCCUCUUUCUCCAGCAGCUCCCUCGGGUCACCUGGACGACCGCAAUUCAGCCACCUGCCCCUCCGCGUCUCUUCUCGCCCUUGACUCCUCCUGCUGGUUCUCCCCUCCGGCCCCCCGCCUCCUCCUUGUUCCGCAGGCGCGGCUAGGCCCUCCCGCGGCCGCCCGCCGACACCCCGGCUUCCACUGACACGAGCCUCUCCGCGCGGCUUCCGCUUCCGGCGAGUAUUGUGUGUCGCGCUGCGGGGCGGGGGCGGGGGGAGGAGGAAGGAGGGAGGCAGCGCUCCGGCGGCUCCGCGCCCCGCACUCCCGGACCCGAAGCCGGGAAGCGACGUUUCCUGUCCCCCCUCUCCAGUCCCCCUGAGCCGGAUCUGGCGGGAGAAGAUGGAGACGGGGGUGGGACCGAGUUGUGGACCACGCUCAGGAAAGGGUCGCAAGUUAAAUAAUGGCCGAGACAAGUCUGUUAGAGGCUGGGGCCUCUGCAGCCUCCACAGCUGCAGCUCUGGAGAACUUACAGGUGGAGGCAAGUUGUUCUGUGUGCUUGGAGUAUCUGAAGGAGCCUGUCAUCAUUGAGUGUGGGCACAACUUCUGCAAAGCUUGCAUCACUCGCUGGUGGGAGGAUCUAGAGAGGGACUUCCCUUGCCCUGUAUGUCGAAAGACGUCGCGCUACCGCAGUCUCCGGCCUAAUCGACAGCUGGGCAGUAUGGUGGAAAUUGCCAAGCAGCUCCAGGCCGUCAAGCGGAAGAUCCGAGAUGAAAGCCUCUGCCCCCAGCACCAUGAGGCCCUCAGCCUCUUCUGCUAUGAGGACCAGGAGGCUGUGUGUUUGAUAUGUGCAAUUUCCCACACCCACCGGGCCCACACCGUCGUGCCACUGGAUGAUGCCACACAGGAGUACAAGGAAAAACUGCAGAAGUGCCUGGAGCCCCUGGAGCAGAAGCUGCAGGAGAUCACCCGCUGCAAGUCCUCUGAGGAGAAAAAGCCUGGGGAACUCAAGAGACUAGUGGAGAGUCGUCGACAGCAGAUCCUAAAGGAAUUUGAAGAGCUUCAUCGGCGACUGGAUGAAGAGCAGCAGGUGUUACUUUCACGACUGGAGGAGGAGGAACAGGACAUUCUACAGCGCCUCCGAGAAAAUGCUGCUCACCUUGGAGACAAGCGCCGGGACCUGGCCCACUUGGCUGCUGAGGUGGAGGGCAAGUGCUUACAGUCGGGCUUCGAGAUGCUUAAGGAUGUCAAAAGUACCCUGGAAAAAUGUGAGAAGGUGAAGACCAUGGAGGUGACUUCAGUAUCCAUAGAGCUGGAAAAGAACUUCAGCAAUUUCCCCCGACAGUACUUUGCACUAAGGAAAAUCCUUAAACAGCUAAUUGCGGAUGUGACCCUGGACCCUGAGACUGCUCAUCCUAACCUAGUCCUGUCGGAAGAUCGGAAGAGCGUCAAGUUCGUGGAGACAAGACUCCGGGAUCUCCCUGAUACACCACGGCGUUUUACCUUCUACCCUUGCGUCCUGGCUGCUGAGGGUUUCACCUCAGGUCGACACUACUGGGAGGUGGAGGUGGGCGACAAGACCCACUGGGCAGUGGGUGUGUGCCGGGACUCCGUGAGCCGGAAGGGCGAACUGACCCCACUCCCUGAGACUGGCUACUGGCGGGUGCGGCUGUGGAACGGGGACAAGUAUGCAGCCACCACCACGCCUUUUACCCCUUUGCACAUCAAGGUGAAACCCAGGCGGGUGGGCAUAUUCCUAGACUAUGAGGCCGGCACACUGUCUUUUUACAACGUCACAGACCGCUCUCAUAUCUACACCUUCACUGAUACUUUUACUGAGAAACUUUGGCCCCUCUUCUAUCCAGGCAUCCGGGCUGGUCGGAAGAAUGCUGCACCACUUACCAUCAGGCCCCCAACAGAUUGGGAGUGACAGGUAGGGACAUGGGAAUAAUCAGGGUGAGGCAGGGUCAAGAGCUAUGGGCCUUCCUUCCUGUGACCUGCUGGAACGUCUUCGUGUCUGCCUGGUUCCAGUCCUGAACCAUCUAGGAGAACACCUUGGUUUCUAGAAUGGUUUAUGGGGAAGAGUAGGUAGGACUGGGCUGGGACGAGAGCACUGCAGUGUCUCCCUCCUAACUGUUAGGGUGGAGUGCUGAUUCCCAGGGGUUGUCUCCUCUGAAGUCCAUCAGGUUUUCUGUUGCACAAGGAUGGGUUGGGAAGGAAGGAGAGGCUUUUCCAGAAACAACAAGUCUAUGGGAGGGUCUGACUUGCUCAAACCAGAGGAGGAAACAGAAACCCCUGUACAUCCUUUUAGGGGGUUCUUUGACCCAGAAUAGUCUUGUUUUUUUUUUUUUUUUAGGAAGAUCACAGGGGUCUUUGUACCUCUAAAUUGAAAUAAAGAUGAAUGACAGUUGCUCUCGUGGGUCUAGAAGUUGAGGAGUUAUUUUCAGGGCAGAGAUUAGGCAUCAAGAAGGUUAGAAAGAAGGUCAGGAAAUGGGGCUAAAGGAACAGAUUCCUGAAGACUAAUGAAGGGGAGAAGGGUUUCUUUGGUUGCCAUUGAGUAGGAUUGGCCAGAGGUAGGAAUGUGGGGAGGAGGGGUAGGAAGAAAGAGAACCCACGUCCCUGCCUCAGCCUUCAGCAGAGCUGGCUUAUCACCCGCCUCCUUGUAGUUGCUCGUCUCCAAGAGCUGUUACCUUGCUCAUCUGGAGAGGCAAGAUGCAAGAGAUCCUGCAAGACACGUCUACCCUUUCACUGCUUUCCCAAGGGAACUUGGAAAGGAGAGAGUCAGAUACUAGAGGAAAGAGAAAAGUAUUCCUAUCCAAAGCCCUGGCCUUAAAGGAUGCUACUAAGUAGCUACUCCCAAGUUUUCAGCCUUGUUACCUGGCUAAGGUGUCCAAGCCAGACAGGGGAAAAGAAGAUGGAGUCUUCCUCACCCUGGGGACAGGGUAGAAGAGGGUGGUAUGUAUAGGGAAGGGCCAGAUAGGCAACUUCCUUUGGCCGGUGUGCAUCUGGCCUGGAACUCGUGUUCACAAGAGCUGUUUUUUUGUUUGUUUGUUGCCAUCCUUCACCUUUUGCCAUUUCUCCUAUCAGAGAAUGUAAAUCAUUUUAAUGUUAGGCCAAAAUAAACAACCUGUAGGGUACAUAUGUUUUCAAAAAAAGGUAAAGCAAUGCAUGCCAAACCAAACUAAAAUGACUGGAUUAUCUGCUACUUGGGUAAUCGGGUUCACAGAAGAUUGGGACAAGAAACUGCAGUUUAUUGAGGGCAUUUCAGCUCCUCCUACCACCUCAACAGGACUUUGUCCAGACUCUCCUCUUACCUUUGUGCCUUGACUGUGGUUCUUUGUGGCAAGAUGCUUUGGUUGGUAAAACAUAAUAUGGAACAAAGGAUCCACUGAAGUGAUCUAUGUGUCCUGUGGUAAUUUGAUAACUUCUGUUGAUGUGUAAGAAACAUGGGUGUUAAAAUGGAUGUUCCUUGGAAUUCCCUGGUGGUCCAGUGGUCAGCACUCUGCACUCUCACUGUCAGGGGCCUGGGUUUGAUCCCAGGUCCUGGAACUAAUAUCCCACAAGCCACGCGGUGCAGCCAAAAAAAAAAGUUGCAUGUUCCUGGGGCUCACCCUCAGUGAUUGAUCGAGAUCUGGAGUGGGCCUAGGCAUCUGC